AUGAGUACUGACGCUGCUGCUCUCGUUCCUGGUAUUCCGGGGCUGUCUUUCGCUCUUCAAAUGAAUAUUGACUCCAUCAGUCUCGACAAACGAAUCAAGCACGCAACGGCUACAGCUGAGGCAUCAGAUACCUUUGGCACUGUUGGUUCUCUCAGUGUCGGUCUCAAGUUAAUCUCGCUUGAGCCCAAGAUCUCCUCAGUUUUACAGUCUAUAGCCUCAAAAAAUGAAACUUUCGCAGGUCUAGGUAUUGUUGUUCUUUACAGCCUGGUACAACUCAAGAAUGACACAGAUGCAUUUGGUAAAGCUAUUGUCACAAAGCUCGAUACACUUGAAGCAGGCUUAGCGCCUGUGAUCAUGUCCAGCAUUGAUUCUGCGUUUGACUCAGCUAUUUCUGCCUUCCAAAGCCAAGCCAUCUAA
Molecule: messenger RNA, 417 nt
Organism: Aspergillus tanneri
Lineage: Eukaryota; Fungi; Ascomycota; Eurotiomycetes; Eurotiales; Aspergillaceae
Product: cell wall mannoprotein 1 family protein
Exons: 2
Coding region: 1-417 (138 amino acids)
Cellular component (GO): extracellular region
Source: RefSeq, a predicted model, not a curated record